AUGAAACUCGCACUCGUUCUCGUCGCCGUGUGCGUCACCUCCGCGUCCAGAGCACACGACGUCAGCUGGCCCCACGACCAAGUCGAAGCCGCGCAGGCUCUGGUGUCAUCAGGCGCCAGCCACAAAGAGCUCCAGGUGACGUCCGUACUGCAACGGCACUUGCAAACCAAUGACAGCUCACCACCGGAACCAGGGACGACGACGACGACGACGCCACCCACGACCAGCGAGCCGUCACCCUCAACGAACCCGUCGCCGGACUCGACAACCGAGUCGCCAAGUACGACCACGACACCCGCGCCCGCCCCCAGGACCCCACCCCCAGAAGAGCCCUCGACGCCACCGACUGCGACACCUCGUGAAACCCCUAGCCCCACGCCAAGUGACCCUCCUACCCCUAGUACCCCCAGUACCCCGCCAACAACCGAAGCCCCACCUCCACCUCCUCCUCCAUCUCCGUCUCCAUCUCCAGACACUCCUCCAGUAAGUACGACCACACCAAGUCCGUCAACCGACGCGCCCGAUACGUCGCCACCAGAGGUACCCUCCCCGUCUCCAUCCGGAGAGACGCCAAGUGAAACGACGACACCAGCAGAAGGGACAGGAGGUCCACCAACGGAAGAAUCGACCGAUGCCCCGCCCCCAGAGACGUCGCCGUCCGUCCCGUCUGAAGACACGACGCCACCGUCGUCACCAAUAGCAGCGCCUUCUGUUGAAAUCCCCACGUCUGAUGCUCUUGUAAACGCCACAACAACCGCGUCCGGUUCCGGCUCGUUCUCUGCUGCUGCUGAUCCAGCAGCAGACGCGUCGACGGCGUCGAGUAUGAGCACGGGAGUCGUCAUUGGCAUCGUCGUGGGUAUCGUCGUGGCUGUAGCCGUUAUGGCCGUGAUCGUCAUGUGCAUCGUGCGUCGACGCCGGGAAGCAGAAGACGAUCCGCUGUCGCCCUUUGAGCUUUCCAUGGACAAGGGGUUCAACCCGACGCCUGUUGGCUUCACGGGUCAGCACUCGCACAAUCCACGGGCGAUGGCUGCUGCAGCGGGCAAUGGAGGGGUGAUGACCAGCACACGGACGCCACCGGCAGGAACAGUAGCAGCAGGUGGCGUCUAUGCUCAGUUUUACGACAAUUCGAUCACGUCUCCUGGUUCGAUGAACCGACUCGACGCGAACAUGGACUCGACACAAAGUGACGCUGCGGCCAAUGGCACGAAUCUGUGGUUGAGUGCGAUGGAGCCGAAGGACAACGACUCGUACUUGAGCGCACAGGAGUCUCCGCGCUCCUCGCGGGACAGUAGUCGCAAUAGCUACGACAUGUCGUCUGGCCCACGAGGUGACGUGGACGAGCGCAGCCAACUCAGUGGACACAGUGGUAACAAGGGGAGCGAUGAGUUCCCCGACCACCACGACGACAAUGACUCGGCUCGUGGGUCUUACGAGCUCUAA
Messenger RNA from Peronospora matthiolae, 1440 nucleotides. NCBI's taxonomy places the organism in Eukaryota, Oomycota, Peronosporomycetes, Peronosporales, Peronosporaceae. The record is from the annotation of a GenBank genome assembly.